GUUAGACUGUUAGAGAGCUAAGGACGAUAAGGACAAGUUAUUUUUAGUACGUGUCUCCAAAUGGGCCCCUGAAGGAGAUUCUGGUAGUUCCUCCACCGGCGAAAAAUGGCUGAGGCAAAGAAUUUGGGGGUGGUUGGCAGUGGGCAAAUGGGUUCAGGCAUAGCUCAGCUGGGUGCCAUGCAUGGUCUCCAUGUUUGGCUCCUCGAUACGGACCCUACCGCACUUUACAGAGCCAACAAAUCCAUCUCUUCUUCCCUUCAACGUUUUGUUUCCAAAGGCCAAAUCUCACAGGCUGCUUGUACUGAAGCUUUGAGGCGUCUGGAAUAUACUUCAAAUAUAGACGAGCUCCGAUCUGCAGAUUUCAUUGUUGAAGCAAUUGUAGAAUCAGAAGAUGUGAAGAAAAAGUUGUUCAUCGAACUCGAUAAGAUCACUAAGAGUUCAGCCAUUUUAGCAUCUAAUACAAGUUCCAUCUCCAUUACUCGAUUAGCAUCUGCAACUAGCAGACCAUGCCAGGUCAUUGGAAUGCAUUUCAUGAAUCCUCCUCCAAUAAUGAAGUUGGUUGAGAUUGUUCGAGGUGCAGACACAUCGGAUGAAACAUUUCAUGCGACAAAGGCAUUGGCGGAGAGGUUUCAUAAGACGAUAAUAUGCUCCCAGGACUAUUCGGGCUUUAUCGUGAAUCGAAUCCUUAUGCCAAUGAUAAAUGAAGCAUUUUUCACACUAUAUACUGGGGUGGCCACCAAGGAAGAUAUUGAUACAGCGAUGAAGUUAGGAACAAAUCAUCCAAUCGGUCCCUUGGAGCUUGCUGAUUUCAUUGGACUCGAUGUGUGUUUAUCGAUAAUGAAAGUUCUACAUGCUGGUCUAGGAGACAGCAAAUAUGCCCCUUGCCCUCUUCUUGUGCGGUAUGUCGAUGCAGGUCGUGUUGGGAGAAAAUGUGGCGUCGGGGUAUAUGACUACCGUAAGGGGUCUGAACCUAUGAAGGCAUCUCCCCGACUCUGAAUAUAUCUUGUUUCAUGGAUAAUGAAUACCAAAAGCAGUGCCUAAAUAAGGUUCGUAAGUCAUAUUGAGAACUUGUCAGUACAAGUUUCUGGAAUGAAGGGGUAUGGAAAUAUAUGUACCUUCUUUCUUUUUUCUUGACUGUUUCCAUUGAUUCCCUUUCUUCUUAAAGUAUGAUUGGGAGAAUAAGAUGGGGACUCUUCAAUUGGGAAACUUAUGCUUUAGAAAAUUAAGAAUCAGGGGUGGCAUAGUGGUGCAGUAAAGGAUAUACCAUGCGUCUAUCAAAUAAGGAAUGCUACAGAAACAUGCAGGAAAUUUUCAGGUAAAAAUUUGUAAUAAAAUUUCCCUGAUGAAACUGUUAAAAUCCCCUUGUGAACUACAUUUUAGAUGUUGUCUGAUCUUUAAAAAAUUCUCUAAAUACAUAAAAAAAUUUAAAUA
This is a messenger RNA of Gossypium raimondii (Peruvian cotton), 1431 nucleotides long. RefSeq lists its product as uncharacterized. The coding region runs from base 106 to 996 and encodes 296 amino acids. Gene Ontology annotation, molecular function: NAD+ binding; oxidoreductase activity, acting on the CH-OH group of donors, NAD or NADP as acceptor. The transcript has 4 exons. NCBI's taxonomy places the organism in Eukaryota, Viridiplantae, Streptophyta, Magnoliopsida, Malvales, Malvaceae. Gene Ontology annotation, biological process: fatty acid metabolic process. The record is from RefSeq and is a predicted model, not a curated record.